Molecule: messenger RNA, 330 nt
Organism: Aspergillus niger
Lineage: Eukaryota; Fungi; Ascomycota; Eurotiomycetes; Eurotiales; Aspergillaceae
Exons: 3
Coding region: 1-330 (109 amino acids)
Source: RefSeq, a predicted model, not a curated record
AUGGGGGCGUGUCUGUGUAUGUCAACGGCAAGCCGAUUUCAAAGCGCUACUCCCGACAUGAUUCUAAAUCCAUUUCCGGCUUUUCGAACCGGCAACCAAGAAGCUCCAAUAAGAGGAUAUGCCGGGGCUGCGGGAAUUCAUUUGGUAUUGCCUUUGGGAUUCUCGGCACAUGGCUUGUUUUGCAAUCCUGGCGCUGGGUUGGAAAUAUGUGGUGAUAUAAAUUCCCGAGAUGUCUGCUUCGUUGAGUCUAGUCCCUUCAUCAUUGAGGCUGACCCUCGAUAUCUCGGGAUCUCCCCAAUCGUGAAUGGUCAUGUGUUCCGGACGAUUUAG